Molecule: messenger RNA, 1048 nt
Organism: Quercus lobata
Lineage: Eukaryota; Viridiplantae; Streptophyta; Magnoliopsida; Fagales; Fagaceae
Exons: 5
Coding region: 182-928 (248 amino acids)
Source: RefSeq, a predicted model, not a curated record
CCAAAACCAAAACCAAGUCCAAGAAUCUCUCUCCACAAUUUAUUUGCUUCUGAAUCUAUUCCUUCUCCUUAUAAAUAGUAGUAUUAAAAGAACUAUUCCGCAAACUUUUGCUACGAUUGUAGGAAGGAAGAAUCAUAUAGAGAGAUAUAGAGAGAGCAAGCAAAGGGGAAAAAACAACAACAUGGAAUGGUGCAGUCACUGUCUUAAAACCAUCAAGACAGAUAGCAUUGGCGACUUCACGGCAUGUUCUACAUGUGGAAAGAUUUUGGAUCAUGUCAGUGUCCAAAGAAUUUCUAGAGUGAGAGCAAAAAGAAUUAACAAGAGAGCAAAGGAGAACAAGCAUGGUACAAUGGGAAUAGAUUCUUCUUCUUCUUCUUCAAUUUCUGAGAUACAUGAAAGCAAUGGAAUAUUCAAUCAAGCUACUGAAGACAACCAGAUCAUUCAUGGGUGGUCAGACAACUUUAGCUUCAAAGAGAUGUGGUGCUCUCACUGUCUCAAAACCAUCAGGACAGAAAGCAUUGGUGACUUCACGGCGUGUUCUACAUGUGGAAAGGUUUUGGGUCAUGUCAGUGUCUCAAGAAUUUCUAGACUGAGAACAAAAAGAAUUAGCAAAAGAGCAAAGAAGAACAAGCAUGCUAUAAUAGGACUAGAUUCUUCUUCCUGUUCUUCAAUUUCAGAGACAAGUGAAAGCAAAGAGAAGUGGUGCACUCACUGUCUCAAAGCCUGCGGGACAGAAUGCUGUGGUGACUUGAUAUGUUGUUCUUGGUGUGGAAAGGUUCUUGGUGAAGUCACUGUCGGAAGUUCAUCAAAACUGAGGAGGAAACACAGAUACGAAAGAAUCAAAAGAACAAAGAAGAACAAGCUUGGUACAUCACUGGAAGUUGUUGAGGAUUUGAGCGCUAGUGAUAAAGAAAAGGAGUACCAAUAGAGUGCAAGCAAAAUAAAUUGAUAAGUACUCUAUUCCAUUGAGAAUUUGCAAUUGAAAUUGGAGAUGUAUUUUUUUAAUGUAAAUAGACAAUUUAAAUCUUAAUAUUUGUCAAAAACAGUG